GUAUUUAGCAUACUAGUGAUGGAUAUAUUUGUGUGCUGAUAACAUCCUAUUUCUAAUGCUGUAUCUGGCAGCUCUUUUCUUUACUUCAGGUCCUGUCUACUUGGUGUCUAUGGAGAACAAAAACAAUGUGACAGAGUUCAUCCUCCUUGGGCUCACACAAGAUAACACAACAGCAAAAGUGUGCUUCGUGUUAUUCCUAGUCUUGUAUGUCAUUAUCAUUUUUGGAAACCUGCUUAUCAUCGUCACUAUAAAGACAAGUGAACGGCUGGACUCUCCCAUGUACUUCUUCUUGAGCUACCUGUCUUUUUUAGACAUAAGUUACUCUACUGUGACAGCUCCCAAACUCAUUUAUGACCUUCUUGUUGGUAAGAAGACCAUCCCUUUUGUGGGUUGCAUAGCUCAACUGUUUAUGGGCCAUUUCUUCGGCUGCACUGAGAUCUUCCUUCUCACAGUGAUGGCAUAUGAUCGUUGCAUUGCUAUACAUAAGCCACUUCAUUAUACAAAUGUUAUGAAUAAACAUGUCUGUGGCUGUCUGGUGACAGCUUCUUGGGUGGGAGGCUUUGUCCACUCACUGGUGCAGGCCCUACUGACCAUUCAGCUGCCAUUCUGUGGACCCAAUCAGAUUGACCACUAUUUCUGUGAUGUUCACCCAUUGCUGAAGCUGGCCUGCACUAACACCUAUGUCAUUGGUGUCAUUGUGGUUACCAAUAGUGGUCUGAUUUCCCUCACCUGUUUUGUUGUUCUUGCUGUUUCCUAUGUUAUUAUCAUGGUCUCUUUAAGGACAUACUCUUCCAAAGGGCGUCUCAAAGCACUCUCCACGUGCAGCUCCCAUGUCACUGUUGUAAUUCUGUUCUUUGGGCCAUGCAUUUUCAUCUAUAUGCGCCCUUCCACCACUUUCUCAGCAGACAAGAUGAUCUCUGUGUUCUACACCAUCAUCACACCUGUGCUCAAUCCCUUGAUCUACACCCUUCGAAAUGAAGAGGUGAAAAAUGCCAUGAAAAAGUUGUGGAGCAGAAAAGUGAAGAGGAGUGAGAAAUGA
This is a messenger RNA of Oxyura jamaicensis (ruddy duck), 1039 nucleotides long. RefSeq names its product olfactory receptor 4S2-like. The record is from RefSeq and is a predicted model, not a curated record. The transcript has a single exon. Gene Ontology annotation, biological process: G protein-coupled receptor signaling pathway. Lineage: Eukaryota; Metazoa; Chordata; Aves; Anseriformes; Anatidae. Gene Ontology annotation, molecular function: olfactory receptor activity; G protein-coupled receptor activity. Gene Ontology annotation, cellular component: membrane. The coding region runs from base 56 to 1039 and encodes 327 amino acids.